AUGUCUAAACGCAAAUUGCAGAAGAAAAAAUGCAGGAGAGGAAAAUCGUGGAAUGAAGCUGACAUGGAAGAAGCAUUAACGGAAAUAUCAGCAGGAAGCCAAAUACGACCAACUUCCAAAAAAUAUAGUAUGUCAGAGGCGGUUUUACGGCAAAGAAUAAAGAAGAAAGCUGAGGGGAAAGUACUUGUGGGAUCAGGACGAAAGAAUACACUGAGCCCAACAGAGGAAAGUGAUUUAGCAAAAUGUAUUGCAUCGUUAUGCAAUCUUGGUUUUAGCCCUUCCAGUAGCCAAAUAAAAGAUUUUGUAAAGGACUAUGUAAAGCUACAUAACAUGACAACUCCCUUCAAAAACGAUCGCCCUGAAAAGAAUUUGCUAAGUCAAUUCAUGAAAAGGAAUAAUCUCAGCAAAAAAAAAGCCAACAUGAAUUGUGCUGCACGUAAAUCUGUGACCAGCAACCCUUUCAUUAUUUAUGAUUUUUAUGACACAAUAGAAAGAUUGUUCAAUGAAAAGCAAUACACUCCGGCACAGGUAUGGAAUUGUGAUGAGUCGGGAUUCCCAACAGAUCCAUCAAGAGCGAAGGUCAUUGGACCUAAAGGAAAGGUUGCCAACAAGCUGACAUGGGGUGCAGGCCGUGAAAACAUAUCAACAUUAGCUGCCUGUAGUGCAGUUGGUCGAGUUCUGGACCCACUCAUCAUAUUCUCUGGGGUCAACUUUCAAUCAACAUGGAGAGGGAAAGAACCACUCCCAAAUACAAUCUAUGGAGUGUCGAAAAAUGGCUGGAUGACUACUGACAUUUUUUUUCAGUGGUUUCAAAAAUUUAUUGAGCAGGUUGAAGACCGUCCUCUUCUCCUAAUCUAUGAUGGCCAUCUCUCCCAUGUGUCUGUAGAACUGAUCGAACUACCCCAGGCAGAAGAAAUUACCUUAGUGAAGUUGCCACCACAUGCUACCGAUCGCCUUUAG
Hydractinia symbiolongicarpus is the source of this 960-nucleotide messenger RNA. RefSeq lists its product as uncharacterized. Gene Ontology annotation, molecular function: DNA binding. Gene Ontology annotation, cellular component: nucleus. NCBI's taxonomy places the organism in Eukaryota, Metazoa, Cnidaria, Hydrozoa, Anthoathecata, Hydractiniidae. The coding region runs from base 1 to 960 and encodes 319 amino acids. The transcript has a single exon. The record is from RefSeq and is a predicted model, not a curated record.